Populus euphratica (Euphrates poplar) is the source of this 1140-nucleotide messenger RNA. Its product is annotated as QWRF motif-containing protein 2-like. NCBI's taxonomy places the organism in Eukaryota, Viridiplantae, Streptophyta, Magnoliopsida, Malpighiales, Salicaceae. The coding region runs from base 18 to 1136 and encodes 372 amino acids. Gene Ontology annotation, cellular component: nuclear microtubule; cytoplasm. Gene Ontology annotation, molecular function: microtubule binding. Gene Ontology annotation, biological process: spindle assembly. The transcript is spliced from 3 exons. The record is from RefSeq and is a predicted model, not a curated record.
UUAGGCAGCCAAAUCCAAUGACUAUAAGGAGCAUGGAUUGCACUGAUGAUAGAAAGAAAUUUGCUGGGUCUGGAGUCAAUUUGAAUGUUGUUAGGGCAUUGCAAAAUUCAAUGGCGGAUGACAACAAUACCAGCUCAUCAAUUGAAAGCAGAUUGAGUUCUGAUUCUAGCACAAUCGAUUCCACGAAGCCUAUUGACGUGAAUGGAUCUGAUGUUCAUAGUGAACAUCCUUCGGCUUCGGAAACUGAGAGUGUAUCAUCUGGUACUACUUCAGAGAGUAGUGGAAAUGCUGUUGGUGUUGCAGGACAGCGGGGGCGUGGGUUUAUAGAGCCGGCAAGGUUUUGGCAAGAGACUAAUAGUAGAAUCAGGCGGCAACCAGAGCCUUGGUCACCAGUUUCUAGGAAUAAUGGAUUGAAAGGACCUACACCGGCCAAACUUAUUGCACCAAAGAAGUUUGGAAGUGAUAGUCCAGUAUCUUCUCCAAAAGGAGUUGUCAAUAGUAGGGGACAGAUGUCUCCUAUUCGUGGUGGGGCGUUACGGCCUGGGUCGCCUAGUAAGUUUGGGAUAUCAUCGGCUGCUGCACGGUCUCCUAUGAGGGGAAUGAGUCCAUCGAGGGUGAGGAAUGCCGUGGGAGGUGUUGUGAGUAGUAAUCUGAGCAACGUGAAUAGUACCCCUUCAAUUUUGAGCUUUGCUGCUGAUAUUAGGAGAGGGAAGAUUGGGGAGAAUCGGAUUGUGGAGGUGCAUUUGUUAAGGAUUUUUCAUAAUCGGUUGUUGCAAUUGCGUUUUAUCAAUGCCAGAGCUGAUUCUGCUCUGUCUGCUCAGCGGUUGAAUGCAAAGAAAAGCCUGUAUAAUGCGCAUGUAACAACAUCAAAACUGUGUGAAUCUGUGAGAGCAAAAAGAACAGAGUUGCAAUGGCUAAGGCAAAAUUUGAAGCUGAUUUCCAUCCUCAAGGAGCAAAUGUUGUCUUUAGAAGAACUGGCAUUGAUUGACCAGGAUUACUCCCGUUCUUUAUCAGGGGCCAUUGAAGCUUUGCAGGCUAGCACACUCCGUUUGCCAAUUGUUGAAGGGGCAAGGGUAUGUGCCAUUUUCCUUCUCUUGAUUUUCAUUUUUGUUACUUUGUUUCAAUUGGGUUUCUGAUAAU